Messenger RNA from Pelecanus crispus (Dalmatian pelican), 2680 nucleotides. The record is from RefSeq and is a predicted model, not a curated record. NCBI's taxonomy places the organism in Eukaryota, Metazoa, Chordata, Aves, Pelecaniformes, Pelecanidae.
GACGUAGAUGUUGAUGUUUUGGCACUGGUCAAUGACACUGUGGGAACCAUGAUGACUUGUGGAUAUGAUGACCAGCACUGUGAAGUUGGACUCAUAAUUGGGACUGGCACCAACGCAUGCUACAUGGAGGAAAUGAGGCACAUUGAUCUGGUGGAAGGUGAUGAAGGGAGGAUGUGCAUUAACACAGAGUGGGGUGCCUUUGGAGAUGACGGUGCUUUGGACGACCUCCGCACAGAAUUUGAUCGGGAGCUCGAUCUGGGAUCUCUCAAUCCUGGAAAACAAUUGUUUGAGAAGAUGAUCAGCAGCCUGUAUUUGGGGGAACUUGUAAGACUUAUUCUCUUAAAAAUGGCAAAGGAAGGUCUACUCUUCAAUGGGAAAGUGUCAACAGCUCUGCUUACUAAGGGCAAGAUCGAAAUGAAACACGUGUCUGCAAUGGAAAAAUAUAAGGAAGGUCUGAGCAACACAAAAGAGAUCCUUACAGAGCUGAACCUGUUUCCCUCUGAAGAGGACUGCAUUGCUGUUCAGCAUGUCUGCACCAUUGUUUCCUUCCGCUCGGCCAACCUCUGUGCUGCCGCCUUAGCAGCCAUACUGACUCGACUGAGAGAGAAUAAAAAACUGUUAAGGAUGCGAACCACUGUUGGGAUUGAUGGGGGACUCUAUAAAACUCACCCCCAGUAUGCCAAACGUCUGCACAAGGUGGUGAGAAGGCUGGUCCCAAACUGUGAUGUUCGGUUCCUCCUCUCUGUGAGUGGCAGUGGGAAGGGGGCUGCCAUGGUCACAGCGGUGGCGUACAGGCUGGCUGCUCAGCGCAAGCAAAUCGAUGCCACUCUCGCACCUUUUCUGCUGUCACUGGAGACCCUCAGAGAAGUUAGGAACAAAAUGAGGACCGAGCUGGAAUAUGGGCUAAAGCGAGAGACACAAGCCAGUGCCACAGUGAAGAUGUUACCCACGUAUGUCUGUGGGACACCAGAUGGAACAGAGAAAGGAAAUUUCCUUGCCCUUGAUCUUGGUGGGACAAAUUUCAGGGUUCUGCUGGUCAAAAUCAGAAGUGGGAGAAGAAGAUCAGUGCAAAUGUAUAACAAAAUUUUUGCCAUUCCUUUGGAGAUCAUGCAAGGGACGGGGGAAGAGCUCUUUGACCAUAUCGUCCAGUGUAUAGCAGACUUUCUGGAGUAUAUGGGGAUUAAAGGUGCUCGACUGCCUCUGGGCUUCACCUUCUCCUUCCCGUGCAGGCAAGCCAGCAUUGACAAGGGAACACUUGUGGGAUGGACAAAAGGUUUCAAGGCAACAGACUGUGAGGGGGAAGAUGUUGUUGAUAUGCUGAGAGAGGCCAUCAGGAGAAGAAAUGAGUUUGACUUGGACAUUGUAGCAGUGGUGAAUGACACUGUUGGGACAAUGAUGACGUGUGGAUAUGAGGAUCCAAACUGUGAGAUUGGCCUUAUCGCAGGAACGGGCAGCAAUGUGUGCUACAUGGAGGAUAUGAAAAACAUAGAAAUAGUGGAAGGGAAUGAAGGAAAAAUGUGCAUUAAUACAGAAUGGGGAGGAUUUGGUGACAACGGCUGCAUUGACAACAUCAGAACAAAAUACGAUAAAGAAGUAGAUGAAGGCUCACUAAACCCUGGGAAACAGAGGUAUGAAAAAAUGACCAGUGGAAUGUACCUAGGUGAAAUAGUAAGACAAAUUUUGAUCGACUUAACCAAGCAAGGACUGCUGUUCAGAGGACAGAUCUCAGAAUCGCUCCGGAAAAGAGGCAUAUUUGAAACAAAAUUCCUAUCUCAGAUUGAGAGUGACCGGCUUGCUCUCCUCCAAGUCCGACGAAUUCUGCAGCAGCUCGGCCUGGACAGCACAUGCGAAGACAGCAUCAUUGUGAAAGAGGUGUGUGGAGCUGUUUCGAAAAGAGCCGCCCAGCUCUGUGGGGCGGGACUGGCGGCUGUUGUGGAGAAGAAGAGAGAAAACCAAGGUGUGGAGUACUUGCGAAUCACCGUUGGAGUAGAUGGGACUUUGUACAAGCUCCAUCCACAUUUUUCUAGGAUCCUGCGGGAAACAGUGAAGGAACUGGCACCUCAGUGUGAUGUGACUUUCAUGCUCUCUGAAGAUGGCAGUGGGAAGGGAGCUGCCCUCAUUACUGCAGUAGCAAAAAGAUUGCACAAUGUUGGCCAGAAGUAAAAAUGAGAGGUCAAGUCAUUUCAGCACUGCCAGGCGUGUGCACUAGAGAUUUGCUGAGCGGUGAUUCAAGAUAGCUUUGCCAGACACCAGUACACAGGUACCUGUUUUCAGGGAGCAGCUGGUUUUUGACCAACCAGGAGUGUGGAUUUUUGUCCUUUGGUAACUCGGAUCAGGCGUUUCUGCUCCCCACCGGCAUUAUGUCUUGGCGUACCGCAAUCUACUCAGUUCUGUACUUCCUGCAAUGAAUUUAUAAUGCAUGUGGGAGACUGAAAACAAACAAACCAACCAACCAAUCCAGCCAACCAAACAAAAAAGUCAACCCCAAAUGUGUCUUUUUACAAUGGCUUAAUUGAGGUACUGUACCACAACUGAAUUUAUCACCAGUUUCAUAGGAUUUCUGUGUGUUUUAAUUUUGGCUUGGCCUGGCUCAAAGAAUAUUGAGAUCCUGGUGUUGCACAUAUCUAGGGGACAUGUUUGUUCAAUGCUUCACAGGUUUUACAAUAAAUCUGCAAGUAAA